AUGGGGCACAAGGGUCUGUGGCUGCAGGGUCUGCGGCUUGUCAUGGCAGCCUUGUUGUGUUCGGCGACGCUAUCAGAGCCCCCACGUGCUUGGAUCCACUGUCGGUAUACCUCCUCUGCUGAAUGCACUCCUGUUGUGAGUCUGUUGCUGGGCUUGCAGCGAAUGGGCCACCUCGAGCUCCGGGGCUUGGUGGACGACUCCACCGGCGGUGAUACUGCGCAUCCAGUGCGCCGCUUGCUUGCCACUCACAAUAUCCCAGUGAUUGUGGCUGCUUCUGCCUUGACUCAGAUCGAUGCUGAUCAUGACUUUCUGCUUGAGGUGGAUGCGCUAGCUGAAGACUUUGAAGCUAGUCUGACGGAAAGCACUAUCCAGGUGGCUCGCUAUCGCAGAGAGGACGACUACAAUGCCUUUGCCUCUCAGAUCCUCUACCCAGCCACCGAUGCAGCUGUAGCCGCGGACCUGGGACAAACCACCUUUUACGAGAUUUUGCACGGCUCGCCAGCCUUUUACGUACCUCGCCUCUUUGCCCCACAACCACCACCGCAGAUCGGGGUCGAAGGAGCGAGUGAUGCGCGCUGGUUCUGGCAGCCCAGCGACCCAUCCCGCAAACGUAUUGCCGUCUUUGAGCCCAACGACGGCGUUUUCCGCAACUCCAUCUUUCCGAUAUUGGUGAUUGAAGCCGUCUUCCGGGUUGAUCCGGAGAGCUUUGCCUCGGCCUAUAUUUGCAACACACAGAAACUGGCCGCCAACGAGCAGUAUCGUGCCAUGGUCUCAUUACGCAGCAAGGCUUACAGGGCUGGACGAAUGUCAUUUGAGCGAACCUACGACAUGGACUGGUUUUUGACGACCCAUACAGAUGUGGUGCUGAGUCACAACUGGGACGAUGCCGCGCGCUGGGACACGGAGCUAGCAGCGCUCCAGCGCCGCUUCCCGUUGGUGCAUAACAACCCUCACUUCCACGUCAGUGACGUCAAUCGCUGA
Messenger RNA from Monosiga brevicollis MX1, 981 nucleotides. RefSeq lists its product as uncharacterized. The record is from RefSeq and is a predicted model, not a curated record. The transcript is spliced from 4 exons. NCBI's taxonomy places the organism in Eukaryota, Choanoflagellata, Craspedida, Salpingoecidae. The coding region runs from base 1 to 981 and encodes 326 amino acids.